AUGCAUGAAGGGAGAGGUAAUAUAACAAAAGUGUGUAACCAGCACUAUAUCACUAAGAAAAAGGAAGAUAUAGAGGUGACCAUCAGGUGCAGGUCCAAGCUGUUCGUGAUAAACCUUCUGGUGCCCAUUGGCUUUCUGGUUGCCAUGGAUAUCCUCAGCUUCUACCUGCCGGCAGAAAGUAGGAAUCAUGCUUCAUUCAAGACAACUCUUCUGUUGGGCUACAAUGUGUUCCUGUUCAUGAUGAAUGACUUACUCCCAACCAGGGGCACCCCCCUCAUCCGUGUCUCCUUUGCCCUGUUUCUGUACCUGAUGGUGCUCAGCCUGCUAGAGACUGUCUUCAUCACUUACAUGCUGUACCUGGCCACCAUUGAGUCUCCACCUAUGCCUCAGUGGCUCCACUUCCUACUGCUGCACUGUACCAGCUGUAGGAAAUGCUGCAUCACUGUACCCCAGAAGGGAAAUAAGAACCUAAGUGUCACCCCCACCCACCUGCCUGGUCUGAAGGAGCCAGAGGUGUUAGCAGGGAAGAUACCCAGCCCUGGAGAGGCAGAGUUAAAUGGGUGUCCAGAAUCAACAAGGACCCAGCAGGAACACAAGGCCCAGAAGCAGUGCCUUGUUCACCUGUGGGUGCAGUUUAGCCACAUGAUAGACACCCUGCUCUUCCACCUCCACCUACUCUUCAUGGCCUCCUCCAUCAUCACGGUCACUGUCCUCUGGAACACUUAG
Messenger RNA from Orycteropus afer afer, 726 nucleotides. RefSeq names its product 5-hydroxytryptamine receptor 3E-like. Gene Ontology annotation, cellular component: neuron projection; membrane; synapse. Bases 1 to 726 code for a protein of 241 amino acids. The transcript is spliced from 4 exons. Gene Ontology annotation, molecular function: monoatomic ion channel activity; neurotransmitter receptor activity; transmembrane signaling receptor activity. The record is from RefSeq and is a predicted model, not a curated record. Gene Ontology annotation, biological process: monoatomic ion transmembrane transport; regulation of membrane potential; chemical synaptic transmission. NCBI's taxonomy places the organism in Eukaryota, Metazoa, Chordata, Mammalia, Tubulidentata, Orycteropodidae.